AUGCAAGAGAAUGUUUCAAAUGCAGAUAAUGCACCAAUAAGAAAUCAAGAUGUAAACUUUAGCGCGAUACAGACAAUACCCAGCGUUGCUGACGAUGGUGCAAUAGCAGAAGGCAGUGCUUCAUCGGAUGCGAGAGGAGGAUGGAGUUGCAGGCAUUGCACAUAUUCGAAUCCACAUAUUCGAAUCCACGUACUGUAA
This is a messenger RNA of Ambispora gerdemannii, 198 nucleotides long. The record is from the annotation of a GenBank genome assembly. NCBI's taxonomy places the organism in Eukaryota, Fungi, Glomeromycota, Glomeromycetes, Archaeosporales, Ambisporaceae.